AUGAAGUUCUGGAUCUUGCUGGCGCUCCUUGCCGUGCUCGAUGCUGUUGUCAGCUACGGUAUGGAUGUCAGUCAGGAAUGGCUGAAGGGGAUGGGUCUGAAAGUUGCAUGCGAUCCAUCACGUGAAACUCCCUGUGAACACUUCGAUACUCUUGAUAACCCUUUUGCAUACAUAUUUUACAGCGUAGUCAUGGUAGUCUUGUCCAAUCUAAUCUGCCAAGGUCUCUCCACCGAAGCGAUCGGGUCUGGAAUUCCUCAAGUGAAGACGAUCCUUGGUGGUGCCUCCUUACCAGGCACAUUAAAACCGAAGACGUUCGUUGCCAAGUGUGUUGGGCUCACUUUGGUCCAAGCGGGAGGCCUAUGGGCUGGUAAAGAGGGCCCUUACGUACACAUAGCCAGCUGUCUAGCCUACAUGCUCACUAGUCUACCACUCUUCCGAUCAUGUCGGCAAUCCCGGACGAGGUGGAUGCAGGUCCUCAGCGCUGCUGUAUGCUGUGGCGUGGUGUCGACAUUUGGUUGUCCGUUCGGUGCCCUGUUGUUUUCCAUAGAAGUCACAGCGUCAUUCUUUGUGGUACAUCACUUGUGGACUAAUAUGGUCUGUGUCCUCUGCUGUGUGAUCACCGUUAAAGUCCUCCAGGUAGGUUAUCGAGAUCGCUCCAUUUGUGACUAUUACUCUCAGGCUUCCAACACGGUCGAUCUAUUUGAUUCGAUUGACAAUCUACCCGUCUGGGACAUCUCGUGGGAGCUAAUUAACUUUGCAUUGUUAGGCGUUGUUGCGGGUCUAACCGGUGGUCUCUUUGCGUGGAUCCUGACGAGAAUGCUCAACGCCACGAAGAAGUACAAGACCACGAGAAUACGGCAGGUGGGUCCCAUCAUCGGAGUUGGCCUUAUCCCGAAGGAUACCAGCAUGCUCAAGAUGUCUGUUACUCAGAUUCUGUUCUGCGCUGUGUCUGCAGCGCUGGUGGCAGCCACUGAUUACAACAUUCCAUGGCUACGCAACUGCGAUAAGUUUACAAUCAAUGAGCUCUUCUCGACCCAGGGACCUCUAGAUUGGGAUCCAUAUCUGUUCUUCGUCCUCAUUAUAAAGUUAUUAGGUAUCGCUGUGACAAUAUGUCUCCCUGUGCCCGCUGGGGUCUUCGCACCUACUUUCCUUGCUGGCGCACUACUCGGAAGGUUUUAUUACCUUGUCACCUUUACUAUCGGUGAUUCGACUAAGCUCUUUACGUUUGAGAAACCUGCCAACGCCUAUGCUAUUGUUGGGGCCGCGGCACUCUCUGGAGGAUUCACCCGCUCCAUCUCAACUGCUGUCGUGGUCUUCGAGCUCACGAACAACCUUUCUCUGUUGGUACCUGUCAUCACUGCGGUUCUUGUCGCUUACACCGUCAACGGUGCUCUCAUGCCUAGUUUCUACGAUAUCAUGCUCAUCUUUCGAGAGCUCCCAUACACUCCCGCCCUACUGCGAGACGACCAAUAUGCUGUUUCUGCUAAGGACAUGUUGGAUCCUAUAGAUCCUCGUAAAGUCGUGUGCCUUCGCGGUACGACUAUGCGAGAGCUCGAGGAGGUCUCGAGAUACUAUCUUCAACCACCUAAAGAUCAAAUGCGACAUCACUGCCCUGUUGACCCGUAUGUCCCAGUGGUACAGUACCAAGCAGGUCGGCCUGUUCUCCGUGGUACCGCUAAGGCCUUGGACCUUGAACUGGUAGCCUCUGAAUCUUAUGAUAUGGGCGAAGACCCGGAAUAUACUCUUGUGGAUUGGACAGCACUCGCUGAUCUCAUUGAUUGGUCACCACUUGUUGUGGGACCGAACACACCAGCUGCUCGGUUGCAUUUCAUAUUUACAAUGUUGGGCUUGGAACAGGUAGCUGUGAUAGACAUAGAUGGUUUAUCCGAGCCACCCCCGCCUACUUUACACUUGAACAAUAACAGCUCACACACUGGUAGUUUUAUGCCAGCACAUGUCAACGGUGCUACACUACUAGGUAUCAUUGAUAAAGAUAAGUUCAACUAG
Perkinsus marinus ATCC 50983 is the source of this 2007-nucleotide messenger RNA. Its product is annotated as Chloride channel protein ClC-Ka, putative. Gene Ontology annotation, biological process: transmembrane transport; chloride transport. The record is from RefSeq and is a predicted model, not a curated record. Lineage: Eukaryota; Perkinsozoa; Perkinsida; Perkinsidae. The transcript has 8 exons. Gene Ontology annotation, molecular function: voltage-gated chloride channel activity. The coding region runs from base 1 to 2007 and encodes 668 amino acids. Gene Ontology annotation, cellular component: membrane.